AUGCAUGCAGACACCGACUUGGACGACAAAGCUUGGUCCUCCUUCCGGAAGAUCAUGAACAAAACUCGCGCGGCUGGGAAGAGCGGCGAAGAUGUAGAGCUUAGCCUUCCAGUUCAACGCCCUGAAGGCUGGGGACAGUUCCGCCCCGUGAGCGUCGUUGCGGCCAAGAUGUCUGGAAAGUUGAAUGCGGAGCUUGCCAACGGCCGCCUCGCACUCCUCUCUGCCUCCCGGGAACUGCACCUUGAAACGCACGCGAAGCCAACAGAGGAGGAGAUCCAGGCCGCGCGCGAGGCGAGGAAGAAGUUCGACUUGAAAGAGCUUCCUAGCGACGACGGCUACGGCUGGGACCCAGAUCAGAUCGACGCAGAAAAGCCGUUCGAACCAUCCGAGGUGGAGGUUGGCAUCACACCGCCCCUUGGCUACUUCGACCCCUUGGGCUUCUCAAAGGUGGGUGACGCAGAAGGGUUCCGCUUCAGGCGAGCAGCAGAAAUCAAACACGGACGAGUGGCAAUGAUGGCCUCUGUGGGCCUUGUCAUCACUCACUGGGUGCGGCUUCCAGGCUAUGAACUCGCCGGGAAUUCUUGGUCCAGCCAGUUCGACACCAUCGUUACGCUCCCUGCGCUCUACUUCUUCAGCGUCAUGAUGGUCAUCAUCUUGUGGCUAGAGCUUAGCUUCUGGGCGCAGGAGGAUGACAGGCAGCCAGGCGACUUCGGUGACCCGUUGGGUCUGGGCAUGUACAGCACCGAAAUGCGCAACCGCGAAAUCAACAACGGCCGCUUCGCGAUGUUUGCCACGACGGGCAUCGUGCUGGCCCAGACCGUCUCCGGGAAGGACGCUAUUGAACAACUGGGGCUUUGA
This is a messenger RNA of Symbiodinium pilosum, 858 nucleotides long. Lineage: Eukaryota; Dinophyceae; Suessiales; Symbiodiniaceae. The record is from the annotation of a GenBank genome assembly.